GACUUUCCAUUGGACAGCGGAAGAGAACUUCGAGAGCAUUGUAGAAAGCAAUCUCCGCGUUCCGAGCGCAGACCCUGCGGGUGUCAAGAAGAAGCAUGGUGCAGCAUUUGGUCGGGGGAUCUACACCUGUCCGGACUACAAGAUGGCCAAGGAGGACUUCUCCUACGGUGCCAGCGCCACGUUCGCCUGUUUGGCCCUGGUCGGGCGGCAGAAAGUCAGGCACCAUGGCAAGGGUCACGGGCUCUCCGAGAGCCACGGAGCGGAGUUCGACAGCGUCCUCGGCAGGAUGCCUGGUAGGAACUGCGCUACCUGGGUGCUGCCUGCCAGCGACCAGAUAUUGCCAUGCUUCCUGGUGGAUGAAGUCGCUUUGCCUGCGGCUGUCGCGAAGCUUCGGCAGGCAGUGGCCCUGAUCCGGGAACCCUGGCCGACCAAGCCGACAUCUCCUCCGAGGGAAGCACCAGAAGAGGACCAGCACCUUGCCCAAUUCCAAAAGCUU
Messenger RNA from Symbiodinium necroappetens, 496 nucleotides. The record is from the annotation of a GenBank genome assembly. NCBI's taxonomy places the organism in Eukaryota, Dinophyceae, Suessiales, Symbiodiniaceae.